Messenger RNA from Anoplopoma fimbria (sablefish), 1686 nucleotides. RefSeq lists its product as uncharacterized. NCBI's taxonomy places the organism in Eukaryota, Metazoa, Chordata, Actinopteri, Perciformes, Anoplopomatidae. The record is from RefSeq and is a predicted model, not a curated record. Gene Ontology annotation, molecular function: DNA binding. Bases 247 to 1518 code for a protein of 423 amino acids. The transcript is spliced from 4 exons.
AGGUUUCAGCUGAGACCAGGUCUGCCCCGCCCCGGAUAUGACGUCACACGGCAGCGAUGCACUGCGGGGCGACGUUUAGCAAAGAAUAAAGCGAAUAAACAAGAUAACUCCACUAAAUCUUAUUGUUGUCAGUCAAAGUAAGUUAUUGUGUACCUACCGAUCAGUGUAAACCACACCAUCUCUUAUAUUCUCAGUUUCUCGGCUGAAUAUGAGCGACACGCGGGGUCAACCGGUGACUGCUGCGGGAUGACGACCCGCAGAGAGAGGGCGACAGGCACCGCAACACAAGCGUCGUUUGGGGCUUUUCUUAAACCAUCGCUACCCAUUCAAGGCCAUAAAGAGGACAUGGACACAGACAGUGAACAUUUCUGCUUUGUGGAAGUGGCUCUGGAGGACGGGGACUCUGACACCUUUACCGUGGUGAACGAAUUUGGUAUUAAUUCUGCUAUUAAUGGCAUCCCAGAAGGUGCACAAGGACUUCCAGUAGAGCAAAUAACACAUGAAGGGGCGAGUGAUGAACCCCCUGUAAAACGUAGACGGAAUAAACGCAGCUUGAUUUGGAGGCACUAUGAGGAACUGGACAGUUUGGCUGCUGCUCGCUGCCGCAUUUGCAUGAAGUUACAGUCCUUUGAAGGCGGCAGCACCAGCAACCUGCACCGACACAUGUCGAAGAGACACCCGGAGGUGUUUUCUCAGCUAGCAGCAGACCGGCAUCACCCACCACCAGCCCACUCAUCACAGAGCUCAGAUACUAAAGUGGAAGUGGUUUUGGAGGAUGGAGACCCCUUUAACUCUACCAUGAAUGGCAUCCUGGAAUGUGCACAAGGACGUCCAGCAGAACAAAUGAGACAUGAAGAGGCGAGUGAUGACCACCCUGUAAAACGUAGACGGAGUAAACGCAGCUUGAUUUGGAGGCACUACGAGCAGCUGGACAGUUUGGCUGCUGCUCGCUGCUGCAUUUGCCUGAAGAAGUUACAGUACUUUGAAGGCGGCAGCACCAGCAACUUGCAUCGACACAUGUCAAAGAGACACCCGGAGGUGUUUUCUCAGCUACUGGCAGACGGGCAGCACCCACCACCACCACCCCACUCAUCACAGAGCUCAGAUGUUAAUGGUGACACAUUGAUGCAACCGGAGAACGUUGGGGCGACAGAGAAGCAGAGACAGUUUUCUGGUUUGUUAAAAGUUUCAAAAGCGUCUGAAGGAGAAAAGCGAGUGUUCAGGAGAGAGCGGGAGCUGAUAGAAGCUCUGAGGCGAGCGCAGAGAGAGGAGGCCCGAGCUCUGGAGCAUCAGAGGGAGCUGCUGGAGAAGCUGCGUGCAGUGAAUGCCCGAGAGACAGCUGCAGAGAGGGAGCAGAUUGAGUCACUGAGGACAGCACAGCUGGAGGAAGCCAAAUACUUGAUUAGACAGAGAGAAGAGGUGCAGAAGGAAAAGACAGAGCUGCUGAAAAAACGUAAAGAGCUUCAGCAGGAACGAGAAGAACUUGUCUUGUUUUCCAGCAGACAGCAAGCCUCCUGAGUUGCGUUUCCGACCUUUCUGAUUUCAGAUAUUCUAUAAAGGCUUUGGGACUAAUUCAAACAAAUGUUGAUGUAAAAAAUGUAAAUCCACUUUUAUUAAAAAAUAUUUUGCAAACAGUCAGUGGACAGUUGUUGUUUUUUCUGUCACAUCUGUGUUGCGCUGCUUCAU